Molecule: messenger RNA, 3518 nt
Organism: Scylla paramamosain (green mud crab)
Lineage: Eukaryota; Metazoa; Arthropoda; Malacostraca; Decapoda; Portunidae
Product: monocarboxylate transporter 13-like
Exons: 11
Coding region: 980-3229 (749 amino acids)
Biological process (GO): transmembrane transport
Cellular component (GO): membrane
Molecular function (GO): monocarboxylic acid transmembrane transporter activity
Source: RefSeq, a predicted model, not a curated record
GGCAAGCAUCAGUUGAGUCCCACUCCUCCUUGCGCCAACACGUGUGGAAAUCCCGUGCCUCGGUUAUCUCUCUUUCACUCUCUCUCUCUCUCUCUCCUUCUCUCUCCUCUCUCUGUCUCUUUCUCUCUUUACUUUUCCCUCCCCUUAUCUCUCAGCUUGCCUCUCUUUCUCUACCUCUUCUUUGUUUUUUCGUUGCUAUUAUCUCAUGCCCUAUUUUCAGUUUUCAUUCAUACAUUCCUCUCUAUCUUUUCACUCUCUCACUCACUCUCAUAUCCUCGCUCUCUCCCGCUCUCUCACUCUGUCUCACCGCGCCUCCACGCACGCCGCGAGAUUGAAGCGUUGAGUGUUUGAGUCUAAACGAACGCUAAAAAUACACUAAAGAGAAAAAAAAACUUGGACUUAAACGAAAAAAAAAAAGGCGAAAGAAAAAAAGGAGGGAAAGAAGAAAAAUACAGACUUCAGUCGACGCACAAGACGAGGUAGAUAUAAACAGAGAGAGAGAGAAAGGAAGAAGAGAGAGAGAAAGAAAAUUAUUAUUAACAAAGGAGGAGUAAAGAGAAGAAAGUAAAGAAGGAAGUUUUAAACAGACAAACCCAGGGAAAUUGAAAGAAGAGAGAGGCAGGGAAAAAGAAAGGAAAAGGAAAGUAAUAGUAUGAAAAUAAAAAUUCCAUGGUGAUCGAAAGAAGUAAGAAAGAAUAGCAAUAAAGAAGAAGAGGAGAAAACAGAAAAUUAGGGAAGUGGAAAGGAGAGGAAAGGGAAAGAAAAAAAUGAAAGAUGUGACAAAAUGAAAAACGGAAAAGAAAAUGUAGGAAUCUGAGAAGGAGUGUGGAUGGGAAGGAAAUGAAGAAAGUCAACAGCAACAACAACAACAACAACAACAACAACAACAACAACAACAGCUGAUGUGUUUUCGGAUUGGCUUCAUAUUGUAUCUUCUCAGGCGGAAGGAGCUUCUGAGGAUGGCUUAAGACAGAGUUCUAUGUCACAACAAGAUGGGCGGGGCGACAGGUGGGCGCGGCAACAAGAGGACCAGCACGGGGACGACACGGUGACUGACGGGGUGCACCUUAUGCCUGAGGGGGAGAUGAAUGCCUUUCAGAAGACCAUCCCUGGCCUCAAGCGACACGACCCCAAGACCUCCACCAUACGCCAGCACUACUAUCCUGAAGGUGGAUGGGGUUGGUUGAUCUGCGCCUGCGUGUUCGUGGUCCACAUGCUUACCACGGGGAUGCAGUUCUCCUUCGGCGUCCUGUACACGGAUCUGCUGCGCCACAUUGAACACCAGCGCUCCAUGGAUGCUUGCUGGGUGGGGUCUAGCAGCCUGGCCGUGUCCCGCGUGACGGCGCCCUUAGUGGUGGCCCUGUGUCGCCGGAAGAGCACCAGACUCACGGCGGUCAUCGGGGGCCUGGUGAUGGCGCUGGCUGUCCUUUUCGCCUCCUUCGCGCUGCAUCUCCACCAGGUGUUCCUCAGCUACGGCCUGGUGCUCGGCGUGGGCGUGGGCAUGACGAGGGAAGCCGCCAACCUGAUGCUGGGGCAGUACUUCAGACGCAGGAGGGAGUUCGUGGAGAUUAUUGCUCAGUCUGGCUGUGGGAUUGGCGUCACGCUCUUCUCCGUUUUCUUCAAGGAGGCGAUCAGGUCGGUCGGGUGGCGUCUGGGACUGCAGGCCGUGACAGGCGUGGUCUUCUCCAGCUUCUUCCUGGGCAUCUUCUACAGGUCAGCCUCGCUCUACCACCCCCAGCGGCGCGCCAUCCUGCACAUCAAGAACCAGAAGAGAAAGCAAGUGAGGGACAAGUACAAGAUCGACUCUGAGAAGCCACCUUACUUUGACCUGACCUGCCUGAAGCUGAGGUCAGUCCAGAUCCUCAUCACUGCAGCAGCCGUCGCCUCCGUGGGCUUGUACACACCUUUGUUCUACCUCAUUCUGGAUGCGCAGACGGAGGGACUGGAGGACUCUGCGCUGAUCCUCCUGCAGACGUUCCUUGGGUUCGCCUACGCCCUGGGCUGCAUAGGGUUCGGUCUCAUCGUGGUGAAGCAGAGUGCGCAGUGCAUGAUUUCCCGCCAGUACCUGUGCCAAGCCUCUAUGUAUGGACUAGGGGUGACCAUGCUGGCGCUGACGGCGGUGCGCGGCUACUACGGCUACGUGCUCUUCAUGUGGCUGUACGGGCUGCUGCUGGGGGGCGCGCAUUACGCCUUCCAGAUGCUGACGCUGGAGAAGGUCCGCACCAGGCACUUCUCCAGGGCGUGGGGCUACAUCCAGGGCUCCACGGCACUCCCCAUACUGCUGGGGGUGCCCGUCACUGGUUACAUCAACGAGAGUAACCCGAAGAGCGGCUACUUCUUCGCCAGCAUCUUUCUGCUUGGCGGCGCCUCCUGCCUCUUCCUCCUCAACUACUUCCGGGAGCGUCUGUCCAAACACGACACCACGGUCUCCUUCACCACCGUGGACUCCCACCUCGCCCACGAUCCCUACGCGGUGCCCCUGGAGAACGGUGGCGGCGGAGCGGCUGCUACGGGAAGCGCUGGGGCCUCUGGGAGCAACAAGGCGCCGAUGGCUCCGCCGCCACAGCUCCCCAAGGCACCUGUGUGUACCUGCGGCGCCGACUCCAACGCGCCGCCGCCGCCGCCCGCCCUGCAGCUCCCAGGGCCUGGACAGGACCACGCCAAGGCCUCGGCGGCGCUGAACAAACUCGGCAAGACCAUCUCCUUCGCCACCUCGGUGGACGUGGUGGAGCCCAAGCUGCGGCCCGAGCUGCUCACCUGCAUCUCCGAGGAGGGGCUGCUCGAUCACUACUACGACUACGUGGUGGACUGCGUCAACUCCUGCCGCCACGACGACUUCUGCAGUGAGCGAGGCAGCGUGGACGGCGAGAGAGACGAAACCGACGACGAGGGUCUUGAACCCCGUCCUCGCCACCACCAGCACCAGCACCACCGCCCUCACGCCUCCCAGCACCCAAGGUUCCGCGUGCACCUCCCCCACGGCCGCCGCCUGGGGCAAGCCAGCGGCGUCAGCUUCAGCGAGCCUGAGGACCUGGCCAGGCUGGGCCAAGGUGGCUGCGGGAGCGGCCGACGACUGGCCCACUCCUCGCCCGCCCACCAUGCCCAUCAUGAAUACACUCCCCCGCCCCUGCCCGCCCCGCGGCCCCCAAUACUGCGCCGCCAGCCGCAGCCCGCCACCCGCCCGCGACGCAACAUCACCGUGAUAGAGGAGAUGACCACCUCCGUGUGACCCCCCCCGCCCCGGCGCUGCUGCUGCUGCUGCGGAUGCUCCCGCCACGGCCCCCCCUCAGCGUUGGCAGGUACCCACGUCCCCUUUGCCACGCAGAGACACGCCACAGAGUGACACGGGGACCGCUUGGGCACGCCGCCCCCUGCUGCAGUCCUGCCGCGCCGGUGAUGGGCGGAUCCUCUAGUGAAUUGUUCGUAAACCCUUAUAAGGGACUUAGGUUCAGAAAUACUCCUAAUGUAUUCAAAAGACAACAAUAUAUAUAUGAGACAUAAUAUAUAUAUAUAUAUAU